UAUAUAUUCAUUUCUAAUCACUAAAUUGUUCAAACAAAUUUACAGUAUUCUGUUGUACGUCUUUAUAUAGAUUCUAUUCUUGAUAUCUUUAUCUAAUCUUAAACAGAAGUCUACUACAGUUGAAUUGAAAGAAAUAUGGCUGGAAAUUUAGGAUUUAAUGUUGGAUCAUGUGGUUCACAUUUACAUCCAACUGUAAUGCCUGCAUCAAAUUUCAAUGCAGAAAGUGAUUGUGAACGAUUAAGAAAUGCUAUGGCAGGAUUAGGGACAAAAGAAAAAGAAUUAAUUGAUGUAUUGGGUCAUCGUUCUGCAGAUCAACGUGCACUUAUUGUAAAAAAAUAUAAAUCAAUGUUUGGAAAAGAUUUAAUUGAACAUUUAAAAUCUGAACUUAGCGGACACUUUUACGAUACUAUGGAAGCAUUGUGCUUAAGUUCAUCAGAAUUCGAUGCCCGUGAAUUAUACAGAGCUAUGAAAGGAGCUGGUACCAAUGAAUCUGUAUUGAUUGAGAUUCUAUGUACUCGAACAAAUUAUCAAUUGAAGAAGAUAAAAGAAGCUUAUAAACUAUUUACUGGAAAUAAUCUUGAAAAUGAUGUAAGUGGUGAUACAUCUGGAGAUUUCAAACAUUUAUGUAUUGCAUUAUUACAAGCAAACAGAGAUGAAUCUACACAUGUUGAUCAACAACUUGCACGUAAAGAUGCUGAAGCCCUGUAUCAAGCAGGUGAGAAAAAAUGGGGAACUGAUGAAUCAAAAUUUAUUCAAGUUUUCGCUACGCGAUCUCCUGAACAUUUAAAAGCCGUAUGUAAAGAAUACAGUAAUGUUAGUAAGAAAACUUUGGAAGAAGCUUUGAAAUCUGAAAUGUCAGGAAGUUUACUACAGUGUUUUUUGACCAUUGUUCAGUGUGCAAACAACAAAGCAUUAUAUUUUGCUGAGAAAUUAAAAAAAUCUAUGAAAGGCGCUGGAACUAAUGACAGAGAUUUAAUUCGUAUUGUUGUGUCACGUUGUGAAAUUGAUUUGCAUUUGAUUAAGAGAGAAUUUUACGAUCUAGCUGGUAAUUCCUUAGAAUCUUGGAUUGAAGGUGAUACCAGCGGAGAUUAUCGUCAAUUAUUAUUAGCACUUGUUCGUACAAAUCUAUAAAUAACAAAUAUUGAUCAGAAUGAAAGUAUUUUAAUGUUCACAUUAUUUCAUAAUAUACAAGACGAUUUUGAGUUAUGAAAUGUUCUUAAGUUCUAUUUAAUCAAUUUGUUCCUUUUUUUUAUAUUUUAUUUUCAAUAUUGAAUAUUUUAAUUUGUAAAAACUUUUAAUUACUAUGCAUGUCUAAUUUUCUGAAGGGGGGUUCUUUUUCGCUUACGUCACCUUUUUUUUCUGCCUCUCUUGUUACUAUUUAUUGUUAUUAUCUUUAUUAUUAUCACUAUCACACGAUAAACUUCAUAUGAACUUCACUUCCUCGGACAUUUUGAUAAAAAAUUCCAUAGAACAUAUACAAUUAACACGUACACGUAAAUAAUGAAUAAUUUUUUUGUCCGUCUAUUUCACUCUUAUUUCAUUGAUCUUCAUUUGUUAUUGUUGUGUUUGUUCAUUUAUGAAAAUUGAUCAAUAAAUCACUGCCAUUCAACUUAUACAUAUAUCCAUA
This is a messenger RNA of Schistosoma spindalis, 1627 nucleotides long. Lineage: Eukaryota; Metazoa; Platyhelminthes; Trematoda; Strigeidida; Schistosomatidae. The record is from the annotation of a GenBank genome assembly.